AUGAUGAGCCUUCGCCAUCUGUUCUUGCGAGCUGUUUCCAAGUUCUUCCUUUCCUCCUCUCCGAGUUUACUGAAGGCACUCCAGGGAAUUGGGCAUGUUCAUCAACCAGGACCAUCGCUCAAGGACGAUGUCAGCGAGUACCGGCCUGAACUGCCGGUGGACAUCCUGAUGGACAUCUUUGCCCUGCUAGAGAUCCCUGACCUGCUGCGUGCCGGCGCCGUAUGCUCCACGUGGCACGCUGCGUACACCAGCCUGCUCAGCCAUGGAUGUUACCAUCGGCCACAGACGCCAUGCCUCCUCUACACAUCUGAAUCUGACGCGGAUAACGUUGCCUGCCUCUACAACCUCGCAGAGGACAGGGUCUACAGGCUCACGCUCCCGGAGCUGGCGAUCCGCAGCCGGUAUCUGAUUGGCUCCUCCAAUGGCUGGCUGGUCAGCGCCGACGAGAGGUCGGAGCUGCACAUGGUCAACCCAAUCACCGGUGAGCAGAUCGCCCUCCCACCGGUGACCACCAUCGAGCAGGUCAAGCCCAUCUUGGACGACGCCGGUGAGAUUAAGGAGUAUGAGUUGUCGCAUUUCAGCGGAGAAGAGGUUUACCGUGACCCAACAAUUCUUGCUCUCAAUGAGCUGCGUGAUGACCUCUACUCCAAGGCAUUUGUGUUCCCUGAUGAGGCCUCUUCAGGAAGCUACGUUGUGGUCUUGAUCCACGAACCAUAUGAGCUUUCAUUUGCAAGACCAGGAGAUUCUAAAUGGACACUGCUGGCAGCAAGAGAUUCCUAUGAAGACUGCAUGUACGUGGAUGGCGUACUGUAUGCAGUGACAGGUGCUUGCAGAAUUGAUGCUUUUGAUCUCACCGGCCCUACUAACUUAAGGAAGGUGAUUAUGGAAGAAACAAAGAACUUUAUUUAUGAACACAUAUACAUUACUAAGACGUCAUCAGGAGAUCUGCUGCUAGUUUGGAGGGAACAGGAUGUCAAAGGUGAGGGCGAUGUGGGCGAGGAUGCUCCAGAGCCUGUACAAUGGGAACUAAUUUCAGAGAUCAAGAUGGAAACUAGGAAAAUCACGUUGUACAAAGUUGACAUGGAAGCAAAAGAGCUCGUCGAAAUUAAUAGUCUGCAUGACCAUGUGUUGUUCCUUGGGUAUAGCCAGACGUAUUGUCUAGGUGCUGAAGAAUAUCCAUCAUUGAAGGCAAAUCAUGCCUACUUGACAGACAGUCAAAGAUAUAUAGCAUCUUGGAAGAGAAAUUGCCGUGAUAUAUGUGUUUUCAAUUUGGAAAGUAACAGUGCUGAAGAAAUUGUGCCUCCUCAGUGUUGGUGCAGCUGGCCAGCUCCCAUAUGGAUAACACCUAACCUUACAAAGAUGAGCUCAAGAUUAAAGGAAUAG
This is a messenger RNA of Panicum virgatum (switchgrass), 1383 nucleotides long. Its product is annotated as F-box protein At5g25290-like. Lineage: Eukaryota; Viridiplantae; Streptophyta; Magnoliopsida; Poales; Poaceae. The coding region runs from base 1 to 1383 and encodes 460 amino acids. Gene Ontology annotation, molecular function: protein binding. The transcript has a single exon. The record is from RefSeq and is a predicted model, not a curated record.